Messenger RNA from Falco peregrinus (peregrine falcon), 6354 nucleotides. It is a transcript of the gene NHSL2, whose product is annotated as NHS like 2. Gene Ontology annotation, biological process: cell differentiation. The record is from RefSeq and is a predicted model, not a curated record. Lineage: Eukaryota; Metazoa; Chordata; Aves; Falconiformes; Falconidae.
GUGGGUGGACAGAGGAUGGGUCGUGCGAAACCACGGCCCCUCCGCCAUCCCUCGCCGGGGCUGGUGGCAGGGAAGGAAGAGGGGCUGGGGCCGGGACAAUGGGCUGUGGCGCUGACUCAAACAGCCAGUUCCUGGUCGCUUCCUCUCCGCCGGGGCUGGAGCUGCCGCGCAGGGAAGGCGGAGGAAGCUCACUUCUCUCGGACUGUUUUCGAAGCAAGAGCUCGGGCAGCAGCAGCAAGCACCCUCCCACCUGCGCCUGCAGCCAUGGCCAAGGCAGAGUGGCUUCUAGCGCCCUGGCACCGGGGAGCCACCUCUAACCUGGACCUCGAGAGCAAGAAAGCCACCCAUGCCAAGCUGUCAUGGCAGCAGCCAGUGAACGUCUUCCUGGCAGCUGGGCGCCCACCGGGCAUGGAGCAGCUGCACCAGGAGGCCCAGCUCAACCUCCAGAGCUUGCUGCAAGAGGAAUAUGAGGAGCAGUACGCUGAGAACAGGGUCACCGGGCAGACCUUUCGCGCCGCCGGACACCUGCCCCCUGACACCCCCCCCGAGCCAUCGCCCCGACCCCCGCCUGCCAAGCGCCUCGAUUUCGUGCUUAUGCCCCCAAGCCAGCGAGCAACCGAAGAGGAGACUGCCAGUACGACCACACUUGGUGCUCAACCGUCUGCUGCCUCCCUAAGCCUCCCCACCAGCCCGGAUAAGCAGCCAGCCUGGACCAGGGCUUUCCCCCUGCCCACCGUGGAGGAGAAGCAGUGGCACCAGUCCUGCUCCAUCCAAACCAACAUCGUCCCCAUCAAUGUCUCGGGGCAGCACUUUACUAGGCACGCAAGUGCUCGUCACUCCCUGUUUAACACAGAGACCGCGAUGAACCCCAAGUCCACCCUGCGGCGUAGACGGACCAUUAUCGGAUUCCCUAACCUGUCCCUUCGAGACCAAGGCAGCACCAACGGUCCCACAUUCAACGCACACGCGCCUAUCGCCGAGUCCGUCUCCUGCAGCUUUGUUCCUGAGGCCGCAAGCAGGGGGAAGGUGCCCCAGGAGAUCAGCCCCUGCCAGCCGCUCUCUGCCCCUCUGAGGAAGACCUUCAGUGACCUUGGGGCCCGCUGCUGCCAGCCACUUGGUGCCAUGGACAGCGCAGCCACUCCCUGUGCUGGUACCUGCAAUGGGCCACAGGGCAGCGCCUUCCCCCCGCCCUGGAGCACCCUGGACUAUGCAAGCCCCCCCAGCCCCACUGCCGGCCGGGGCAAGGGGCCUACCUGCACCUCACCGGGUGGCUCCAGCCCAUCGCCUAGCCCAGGCUCACCCACCACCACCUCCUUCUUCAUCGCCACGGACGAGCGCAUGAGCAGCAAUGGGCCUGGCUCCUUCUCUGGCAUGGUGCCCAAAUCCCCCCUGACCUCCGGGAGCUGUGAGGGCCAAGAAGCCAAGGUGAACUUCUUGCCAGGAAGCCAAGAGGAGCCAGAGCCAGUGGCGGGGCUGGCGCGGCUGGAGGUAGAGCAGGCAGGGUGCCGGUUCCGUGAGCGGUCACUGUCAGUGCCCACUGACUCAGGCUCCCUCUGCUCCGUGGACAUCGCAUACGCUGAGACCCGGCGGGGCAGCGCCAACUACACCUUGGGCUACCCCAGCGCCAGCUCCGAGGGCAGCACCAGCACUGACAACGUCUCCCUGGGGCUGGAGCAGGAGGGCCAGCGGCGGCGGCGCUCCAAGAGCAUCUCCCUCAAGAAGGCAAAGAAGAAGCCCUCGCCACCCAUGCGCAGCGUUUCUCUGAUUAAAGAGGGGCAGGAUGCUGACGUGGGGCCUGGCUCAGCACUGCCCAAGGAUCAGCGACCCAAGAGCCUGUGCAUCCCAACGGAGCCCCAGGGCCACCGGCUGGUGCACACUGACCCCCAGGGGAGCACAGGGAGGGAGCCUGAGGGCACAGCCACCCCCCACCAGUGGCAUCUUGCGGACUGGAAGGCCAGCGAUCCCUACCGGUCCCUCUCCAGCUCGAGCACGGCCACAGGGACCACGGCCAUUGAGUGCACCAAGGCACAGGGAAGCUCUGAGUCCCUCACAUCCCCCUCCAUCUCCAGAGCCACGACGCCCUCUCAGCUCUCCACCGAGGCAGACCUCAAGACCUCCUCCCCAGGCAGACCCACAGGGCUGAUGUCCCCAUCCAGUGGGUACUCCAGCCAGUCAGAGACCCCGACGCCCACCAUCCCCACCUCUGCCAUCCUCGGGCACUCCCCACACCAGGUGCAGGUGAGGCCGCUGGUCCCUGAGAGGAAGUCCUCACUGCCCCCCACAUCCCCCAUGGAGAGGAGCCCCAAGUCCAGACUGUCCUUUGACCUGCCACUCAUGCCACCCACCCACCUCGACCUCUCGGGGCUGAAGAUUUCCUUGAAGGGGAAGAUGAAGGUCAGCCGGCAUCACUCUGACUCCACCUUUGGCACCAAGCUGACCCAGAAGACCAGCCCCAUCAUGCCCAUCAUGCCAGUGGUCACACAGUCUGACCUGCGCUCUGUCCGACUCCGCUCCAUCAGCCGCUCGGAACCAGAGGACAAUGCCGACGGCCUGGAGCACACCGAGGAGCCGGCACGUGGUCCCUGCCUGGGGUCGGAGAGGAAGGUGAAGCCACCCGUGGCAGAGAAGCCACCACUGGCCAAGCGGCCCCCGAGCAUCCUGCCCAAGCCCCCAACUCUGCGGGAGGAGGGUCCCCUGUCCCCCACAUCCCUGCCAGGCGCUGCCACCAAGGAGAAGGGGCUGCCACAGGAUGGCUUCGUGGUGCUGCGGAAAGGGGAGCUGAGGAGGGGUCCCAGGGAGCACCCUUCACCUCUGACCCCGGCAGGACCCCGGCGGCUCUCACAGGGCAGCCUGGAGGAUGAGCUGCGGCCGGAACAGAGUGGUGCCAGUGAGGGGGAGUGGAAGAAGGCCAAAGUGCCUCCACCAGUGCCCAAAAAGCCCAGUGUGCUCUACCUGCCACUCGCCCCAGCCCCAGCACAGCUGGGAGCCAGCAUAGGGGACCAGGUGCCCACCCCCAGCCCCAUCAUCACGCUGGACGCUGACCCCACCUGCUGCAACCCUGAUGCUGAGGACCCACCAUCCUUGGAAGCCCUGGGUGCAGCACAAGCCGGCGACCCUGCCUCAGAGCAAGGCAGCUCGGCGGAGGCCAGCACGGAGGACAAGAGCUUUGCCAGCGACAAGACAGCUGACUCUAUCGCGGAGGAGGAUGAUGAUGUGUUCGUGAUGUCCCGCACCACAGAGGAUCUCUUCACUGUGAUCCACAGGUCGAAGAGGAAGGUCUUGGGGCGGAAAGAGCCUGGUGACACCUUUGGCAGCCGGCCCAAUUCCCACUCACCUGUAAAGACUUCAGGCUCCCCAACCGGCGAGACCCCAGCAGCAGCAGGCAGCGCUGGGAAGUCUUCCAGCAGGAAUGAAGACUUUAAAGCCCUGCUCCAGAAGAAGAGCAGCAAAACCAGCCCUGGUAGCCGGCCAUCUGCUGCUGAACUGCUCAAGACCACAAACCCACUGGCUCGGAGGGUCAUGACGGAGUUUGCCCCCAAGCUAGACAGUGCCAACAGCCCCAAAAGCCAGCCCUAACCUUGCAUGGUCCCUUCUGGCCAUGAAGGGCUGGAGAUGGCUGCAGAGGGAGUAUUGCUGUGGAAGGGGUGUCCUGGCUGCGUGAGUGAGUCCAUGUGUCCUGCCAGGGGUUUUCUUCUGCUUUUGUUCUUCCUUGGAGAGCCACUGGCGGAGAGGCAGAGUUUUGAGCCCAAGGCCUCAUGUCUCUGGCAGAGCUGGGUCCUUUCCAGGAGGGAAGAGGCAGCACCACGGUUGGGGCCAUCCCCUGCUGAGUCAGCUGCCAGGACUGAAGGUGCGUGCUUGGGAAGCAGAGUGGGACUGCAGCCCCUGGCGUUGCUCAGUGCAGCGAAGCUAGCUUGAAACUGUUUGGUCACUUCGGCAUGUGGUACUUUAAAUGGCUUUUCUAAUGCACAGUGGUGGUGAUGUUUUAUUCUCUUUUCAUUUGACAUUGUACCUUGAGUUUCCCAGGCAAAGAUCCCAGGUUUGAGUCCAGCUGGAUACAUGGAGACGUACUUUGGGAAGAUGUUAGGGGGGCAGCUGGAAUUGAGGUUGCUUUUGAAGAGACACAAAAGGUUCCCCCUCAUCAUUCCAAGCAUCCUCCCCACAACACGGGGAGCAGGCACCCCAGCAUCCGCAGCCAGCGCGACAACCUCAAGCCAAAACCCAGCCCCUCGAAAGCCCCCAAAAUGCUGCAUUUCAGAGCUCCUCAGCUCUCGGUCCAAAAGCAAACCCCAGGGUUGCCUCCGCUGCCAGCCCCAGGGAGCCUCGCCCUGCCAGUUGCACCACAUCUGGAGAACUGCCAGUUGCCCCACUCCCCACCAGCCUCCCUGCACAGCAGGUCCUGCACCAGGCCAUCAGCCCCAAGUGACCUGGGGUGUGUGUGGCCCUGCUGCCACGGGAAGAAAGGACUGUGGCAGGCCAGCGCUGCCCAGGGAAGCCCUUCCCCAGCUCUGCCUCUUGCAUCGCACCCAAGGACCCUACAACAGCAUCUCCUGCAAACAUCUGCCGCAUCACCUGCUGGAGAUCCUAGGCUGCCACAAAGCUGUUGGCCAAACCCAGCCAGACAUCACCUGAGCCACCUCCCAGUGGCUCCUGGGGUCCUUCCAGCGUUACCCACCCCUCUGCCCCUGCCCACUGGCUGCAGGGGAGCUGUGCGAGGCCAAGCAGGAUGCAUGUCAGCGCCAUUGGCAAAGCAGGGGCUGCACCCCACCACCACGCAUUGGGUGCUGUUGGCAGUGCCACUGUCCGCCAGGCACACACAGGUCCUUCAGCCAGCCAGGCUGCGUUCCCCUGAGUGUCCCAUGAGUAGGACACACUGCCAAGGCAUGCAGCGGACCCCCCACAGUGUGCGCCCACCCAUGAGGCUGCCCAUGAGGAUGCUGCAGGGGUGUGGCACAUCCCGUAGCAGCACUGGAGGAUGCAGUGCUACCUAGCCCUGCCAAAGGAGUGGUUUGCACAUCCCCAGCUGGGGUUCCAGCCCUUGCCUGGGGCACAAUGGAAGGUGUGGUGUGGGAUUUGUCCCCCCUCUCGCCCCCAGCUGCUUCUUCCUGGCUUGGCUCCAGCAUGGGAGCCCCAGCCGUCAGUGACAGAGGCCACGAUGAGGGGCAAGGGGCCGGGGGAGGACAGCCAACAGGGCCAGGGCAGAGCUCAGGAGGAGGGCAGGACUGCAAGGAAAUGCUAGCCCCAGCUCAGAGCAUGAGCAUGGCUACGCACCCAUAGCAAGAGAGAAAGGUCCAGACUGUGGCUGACAAGGAAACGGGGCAUUUAGGAAAAUUCCCACUUUAUUUCUUGAUGUAUUUCUGCAAACUCUAGCACACCUCAGCCCUCCUUGUGCUUGGGGGAAAGGGGGAGAGCGAUGUGGCUGGGUCCACGCAGCAGUGGGGAAAGGAAGGCACCGUGGCAGCACAGCAGCACUACAGCUGCCCCUCUGAAGAGCCAGGGCUGUUCUGGGGGGGUCUCCGCCCCCCGAGGGAGCUCUGCAUGCCACACAGGCCCCCUCUGCGAACACCUGCCCAUCCACAAAUUCCAUGCUGAGUUUGACCCUAAGAGAGGCUCCACUCUCCUUGCGGUUGUUUCCCCCCUCCCCUCCUGGUUACUUGCACAUUGCUCCCUUCCCUCUCCCGGGGUUGCAGAUUUAAGCCUGUAAUUAAGAUCCAGGCUGAGAAACUCAGGAAAAAAAAAAAAAAGAAGAAAAAAAAAAAGCUCUAACAAAUUUCCAUGCUUCAUCUCCAUCCCACGGCACCCAGCCCUCCUGCUGCUCCAGGGCCUGGCGGCAGGGUGCUCUCCCAGUGGGGAUGGGGCCCUGGGGAUGGAAGCAGGAAGCUCUGGGGACAGGUACGUUUUGCACAUGACUGCUCAGGAAACCGGUGGUGGUGGAGGCCUUGGUCGGGGGAUGGCAGCUGGCAGAGCAGGCUGGGGACAAGCAUGGGGCAGGGGCACCCCUGCAAAAGUUCUGCACCACUGGCCACAAAGGUGGCCAUCUGCACUGGAUAAGAAAUGUCCAAGAGGCCUAGGUGAAUCCCGGCUGCUGAGCCAGGAGCUGGGCUGUGGGACAGAGAACCUCAUUUCCCAGGCCAGAGGAACAGCCCCUUCUCAGCAGAGCUGGCCAGCUCUGGGCUGAGCUCAUCCCUGGCUGCUUGCUUUCUCCUCCCUCCGGCCGUGGAUGCAGAGCCGUUUCUGUGGCUGCUUCACGGUGGGUCCCUUGGGAAAGCCCGGGCAGCAGUGACAGCCCACCAUGGUGUGUACUUCUGAAUGUUGUACUUUUUAAUCUCACGAGCUUGGUAAACGGCUCCCUGCUGA